Molecule: messenger RNA, 460 nt
Organism: Salvia hispanica
Lineage: Eukaryota; Viridiplantae; Streptophyta; Magnoliopsida; Lamiales; Lamiaceae
Product: mitochondrial import inner membrane translocase subunit TIM8-like
Source: RefSeq, a predicted model, not a curated record
UGGAAGAGGGGUUUUAGGCUCUGUUAGGGUUUUGAUUUCAUUUCGAAUUCACAAAAUUAAAUCUUCUCCCACCAACACACUCGAGUAAUUUUUCGAUGGAUCCUUCGGCAUUGAAUUCCCCUGAGUUGCAGAACCUUCUAGCUCAAGAAAAAGAAAGGGCCAUGAUUAGUGAGAUGAUCUCGAAGCUUACAUCUUCUUGCUGGGACAAAUGCAUCACAGGCACUCCCGGAAGCAAGUUCAGUUCCAGUGAAGCUAAUUGUCUCACAAAUUGUGCUCAACGUUACAUGGAUAUGAGUCUCAUCAUCAUGAAGCAUCUUCAUCAGUGAAAUUUAGUUGAAUCUUUCAUUUUGAUUUGAAAGAGCCCUUUUGUUACUUAUCUUGAUGGUGUGUACCUUCAAUAGUAAUACUUCAGUUACUGUCUCUUUUAGGAGCAUGUUUCUUAUAAGGUUCUAUUCUGCCA